Molecule: messenger RNA, 4031 nt
Organism: Misgurnus anguillicaudatus (oriental weatherfish)
Lineage: Eukaryota; Metazoa; Chordata; Actinopteri; Cypriniformes; Cobitidae
Source: RefSeq, a predicted model, not a curated record
GAGAUGGCAAAGCAAAUCAUGAAAGGCAUCACUGACAACUUAGACCAAGACAUCAUGAUGCACAAAGAUAUCAUUUUAAAGAUAAAACAAAUGAAUGAGGUCACUAAGAAGAAAGCAACUAUAGGAAUUUUUGGGAAAUCAGGAGAAGGAAAGAGCUCUCUGUUAAGCGCAAUUCUGGGUAAAAAGGACCUAUUGCCAUCUGGCUGUUUUGGUGCAUGUACAGCUGUUAUAACUCAGGUGGAAGCAAAUCUGAGUGACUCCAACUACAAAGCAGAGAUUGAAUUCUUCUCUAAAGAGGAGUGGGAGAAAGAGCUUCAAGAUCUUUUUAAAGUUUUAUCGGAUGACAGUGAAGACAAGAAUGAGGACAUGAUUGAAAUUGCUGUAGAAAAGAUCACAGCAUUGUAUGGAGAAGAUGCAGAUAGGAAAACCCUAAAAGAGCUCAAAAAUCGUAGCAUAUCUGUCAAGAUUGAAGACUUUUUGUCCAGCAGUAAGAAAAUGAUUUCAACCGAUGAUGUUACUGAAUUUGCCAACAAAGUUGCAUGUUACAUACUGCAUAGUGAGGCAAGUCCUGGUGGCUGGUAUUGGCCACUUGUGAAGAGCGUGACCUUCAAGGUUCCAGAUUGUCGUGACCUCUUGGAGUACAUAACCCUUGUUGAUAUACCAGGUACUGGAGACUGCAACAAGAUCAGAGAUGACCUCUGGAAAUCUAAACUGAAAGAGUGCUCUUUUGUGUGGAUUGUAAGUGCCAUCAAUCGAGUCAUCACUGAUAAAGACCCCUGGGCAAUAUUAAAACACUGCAUUGAAGAGCUGGGACCUGGGGGAGAGUGCAAAAACAUAAACUUCAUCUGUACCAAAAGUGAUGAUAUUAAUACAGUUGCCUAUAUUAGAUCUGCACGGCUUACUCAAUUUCAAAGCUUAGGAGACAAGGAACAGAAAAAAGAAUGCACACUUCAUAGAAAUGUACUUGCCAAGACAAGGGUCAAAGAAAAGUUUGAAAACUCUGAAAUACAGAAAAAAAUGAGCCCAGACAAUGGUUUUCUUCAAGUUUUCACUGUAAGUUCCAGUGCAUUUUUUGAUCCAGAUUUAAAUCUGGAACCUAACGUAACAGAAAUCCCAAAACUACAGGAAGCUCUGAAAAAUCUUAACAAGAGCAUCAACCGAGAACUGGCAAGAGAUUAUGUCAAUGAAGCAAAGGGAGUUUUGUCCUUGAUCCAAAGCGUUCAACUGGAUGCAGACAAGGAAAUGGUAAAGGACAAAGUCCACAAGGAAUAUGAGAAAAACCUCAUGAAGGCCCAAAAAGAACUGGACAAGUAUUUUGACUCCUGUUAUAAUGAUCUGAAGCAGUGUCUGUCAGCAGGAGUGAAAAAAUCUGUCCAGUUAUGUGUUGCUGACACAGAAGCACUGGUGUCACCUAAUAAGGAUAAAAGAGGAUUUCAUAAAGUUCUUCAAGCUUUAUGUAACAAUGGAGGAUGCUAUUGGUCGAAAAAUUGGGAUGUAGUCCUGGACCUAAACAAGAAAUUGGCUGAUCACCUGCAUGGAUCCAUAAAUCCAUAUUUCAGUAGGAUUUUUCCUAUCUGUGGUAAAACAGGAACAUCAGUGCAGGAACAAAUUGACAAAUUCAGUUUAAUCCAGAGUGAAUCCAGCCCUUACCCCAGAUCUCCCAUGUUAUGUCACAUUCAAAACUUCAUCAAAGCAGAGGAAAAUAAACUGAAGGCAGUACUCAGAAGAGACAUUCUAGAAAUGAAAAAGGAAAUUUAUUCAUUAAUCCUAACAACCAUUCAGAAUCAGAUGGCUUCUCGCUAUAUAUUAGCCGCAGCAGAGAAAGGACCAGGAUCUAUGAAGAGAAGGCAAGAAAUAUUAAUAAGCUCAGUCAAUUCAAUAAAAAAUGACAUGUUCAACAUGUCAAAAAUGGAAGUCCUUAAAAAGUUCAAUAACCUAAAGCUGUAUAUAAAAGAUGCUCUUGAAACUGGACUAAAGAGAUCAAUGGAACUUGCACUGUUACAAACCAACAAUAUCAUCCUGUUGGAUGUUUCCAGAGAGAUCGAGGAACUAGAGAGACUGACUGAGCAACUUUCUGACUAGGAUCAUCAAGCAAUACAAAGCACAAUUCACAAACCAGAAAAAAAUGGUUUAGGUAAAAGAAAAAUCACAUUUUUGGUAAAACUUUAUUUUUUAGUAAAGGAUUAUAAUUACUGCUGGGGAGGGAUCGGGAUCAAUCACAUACAAAGUAAAAGUGCUUUUUUGCAUAAUAUAUGUGUGUGUAAUUAUGUAUAUUUAACUCUUUCCCCGCCAUUGACGAGAUAUCUCGUCAAUCAAGAGAAAACGCUUCCCCGCCAAUGAUGAGUAUUUCCGUCUUUCCGCAAUACCGCUAUUAUCCACCCUUCCGCAGCUUUUUAAACCCGGAAGUAUUGCCCUAUGGCAAGCUGCUUCAUGUCCGUGUCUGUUUUAAAGAUCGCUCUGAAUGGGAUCUCUAUGAAAAGUCCGUCACAAAAAAGGAAUUAUCUCUGCUUUUUGCUCAUAAUGUGGUGUUUUUACAGAAACCUACCCAUAUUCAAAAGCUGAUUACAGGCAGGUAGAAUGAAACGUUUUUUUUUUUUUUUUUUUUGAAAGCAGAGGGUCUGUUCUUUCAUUUGGUAUAUUGUAUGUUUAUAUAUUUGAAGAAGAACAUUUUCUGGAAGGCAUUAAACUUUUGUGAAAAUCAUGAAAAACGCUGGUGCUGGCUGGCAACUUUUUUAAAAAACGCUGGCGGUGAAAGAGUUAAACAAGCAGACAUACAUGUAUACAUUUCAGAACAUUUUUUUCAUUUAUAUAUCCAUUUGUUGUUUAUAUAGAAUUGUAAAAAUAUAAAUAAAUAUUUAUACACAUGUACAUGUUUUUUAAAUACAUACAGCAGGGAAAAUAAGUAUUUGACACAUUAGCAUUUUUAUCAGUAAGGGGAUUUCUAGCUAUUGACACAAACAUUUUUAGGGGGGAGGGUUUCACUCUCAAUACUGACAGAUUUCAGGUGAUCUCCUGGCUUUCUAUGCCAUUUUGCACUUUGUUCUCUUCAUGUGUUCAAUACUUGUUCCCUGUGUCAUUUCACUUUAUUUAUUAUGACUCAACUUGUAUACUUAAAUGUUCUGAUUUCUUUGGAUGAAUUCAAUAUUUGGCUUGAUGGCUACAUCUGGUGGAAAUUUUGUGUCAAUAGCACACUUAGAAAUCCUCUUACUGAUAAAAAUGCUGAUGUGUCAAAUACUUAUUUUCCCCACUGUAUAUGAAUGUGUGUGUAUUUAUAUAUAGAUAAUAAUUACACACAGCAAACACUCCUAUAUUAUGCAAAAAUACUUUUAUUUUGUAUACAAUUAAUCAUGAUUACUCUUUGCCCAGCACUAAUCAUAAUAAUGUUUUCUUUAUUAGUUUUUUGUUUAUUAAGUUUUAUUGAUUUUGUUUUGACAAAACAUCAGGGGCCUCAUUUAUAAAGCAUGUGUACGCACAAAACAGGUCUGGUAACGUGUGUAUGCCAAUUCUCACGCAAAUCUAUUAAAAAAAAACUUGACAGGAGAAUGGGCUUAAAGGGUGGGAUAUAAGGAUGUUUCAUGUACGCACACUUGCAGGUGAUCUGUGAUUUAUAAAGGGAACAUUGCUUUGUUUUAUAAGUCAUAAUAUUUUUGGCUUAUGCCAUUUUUGGCUUUUGUGCCUACGUAGACUUUUAGUAAGGAUCCUACGCACAAUUUUAUAAAUGAGACCCCUGAACUUUAGGUUUGUUUUUAGGUACACUGCAUAUACAGACAGACAGACAGACAGACAGACAGACAGACAGACAGAUUACUUACUUCUUAUUGUAUAAAACAAUAUUUUGAUUUUGAGUUUUUUUUACAGUAUUUACUGUAUUUGAAUAUUACGCUGUAAAUUCUAAUGUUAAGUCUAAUUUUAAAACAUUGCAAUUAUUUUUAUUCUGUUGAGCUUUUUAAACAAGCCAUUCUCUUAGUUGUGAAAUACAUACGUCAAAUUUUAAUUUAUAAAAACUAUUAAUAAAAUUUAAUUGAAAAGAA